Molecule: messenger RNA, 1788 nt
Organism: Populus euphratica (Euphrates poplar)
Lineage: Eukaryota; Viridiplantae; Streptophyta; Magnoliopsida; Malpighiales; Salicaceae
Product: monocopper oxidase-like protein SKU5
Exons: 10
Coding region: 1-1788 (595 amino acids)
Cellular component (GO): plasma membrane
Molecular function (GO): copper ion binding; oxidoreductase activity
Source: RefSeq, a predicted model, not a curated record
AUGGCCAUCUUCGGCAAUCAAAUUCUACAACUGUUUUUUGUCUUCGUCGGGAUAGCCAACAGUGAGGAAAUCUUUCAAGAAUGGCACGUAACAAUUGACAGAACUAUCAGCCCAGUAUCCAACGAACAACCGGUUAUCCUCAUCAAUGGGAAGUUCCCUGGACCCCUUAUCAAUGCCACAACCAAUGAUAUGAUCCAUAUUAAUGUGUUUAACGAUAUGGACGAACCAGUUUUAUUUACAUGGAAUGGGAUACAACAAAGGCUGAACUCCUGGCAAGAUGGUGUGGGCGGCACGAACUGUCCAAUCGUGCCGGGCUCAAAUUGGACCUAUGCGUUCCAAGUCAAGGACCAAAUUGGCUCUUUCUUUUACUUCCCUUCCAUCAACAACCAGAAGGCUGGGGGAGGGUUUGGUCCCAUUAGAGUUAACAAUCGUAUUGUUAUCAGUGUACCAUUCCCAAAACCUGAAGAUGAAUUUGACCUUCUCAUUGGAGACUGGUAUCCAGAGAAUUACAAGAAUCUUGCAUACAUGCUGAUAGACAACUACACGCUCCCUCUGUGGAUUUUAAUGAAUGGAAAAGGCCCAUUUUUGAAUACUUCUACGAAAGUUUAUGAAUCCUUCACGGUUGCUCAAGGGAAGACAUACAGAUUUAGGAUAUCCAACGUGGGAAAUCAAUGGAGUUUCAAUUUUAGGAUUCAGAAUCAUCACAUGUUGGUGGUAGAAACUGAAGGAUCAUACACUAAUCAAAUAAUGGUGGACUCCCUCGAUGUCCAUGUUGGCCAAUCCUACUCAGUUCUAGUCACGGCUGACCAAAAGGCAGCUGAUUAUUACAUUGUGGCAACACCAAAAAUGGUUAAUAUCACUGAAUACGCCAAUCUUGUGGGCAUAGGGGUGCUACAUUAUCUCAAUUCUAGUACAAUGGCUGCUGGACCUCUUCCAAGUGGACCUGACCCAUAUGAUCUACAAUUCUCCAUUAAUCAAGCCAAGGCCAUCAAGUGGAAUAUGACUACUGGGGCUGCUAGGCCUAAUCCACAAGGAACCUUCAACGUGACCAAUGUGACACUGUCACAGACAUUUAUCCUCACAGGAUCAAGAGCUUGGGAUACUAGUGGUUUUCCUUACUACACAGUCAACGAUGUGUGGUACACAGAAACAGAUACCCCAUUAAAGCUGGCUGAUCUAAUGACAAAUGGGUCUGGAGUCUAUGAACUUGAUAAAUUCUCUACUAACUCCAGCAAUGGAAACCUAAGACAUGGAGUUUUUGUAGCAAGUGGAAACCAUAAAGGGUGGUUAGAAAUUGUGCUCAAGAAUGAUUUAGAUGUUAUAGAUUCUUGGCAUUUGGAUGGGUACAGUUUCUAUGUUGUUGGAUUCGGUGAUGGAAACUGGACUCCUGAAUCUCGUAAUAAUUACAAUCUUUAUGAUCCUGUAGUUCGCUCUACCAUUCAGGUUUAUCCUAAAAGGUGGACUGCAGUCUAUGCAUACCUUGACAAUCCUGGGAUGUGGAAUUUGAGAUCACAGAGUUUGAAAAAUCGGUAUUUGGGCCAACAGCUCUACUUGAGAGUUUAUGAUGCUGACCCCAACCCUGCGAAGGAGAGACCACCCCCAGAUAACCUUCUUCUAUGUGGAGCCUUCGGUUACUUAGCUCCCCCCCCUCCUCCCUUUCCUCCACCUCCGUCACCUCCUGCUCCUGCUAGCCCUUCUCUUUCUCAGGCAUCAUCGACACAAAUAACAUGGUAUUAUUACAUCACUGUGAUCUGCAUGGUUUCAAUGCUCUACCUCGGCCAGCAAUAG